Messenger RNA from Ostreobium quekettii, 1890 nucleotides. Lineage: Eukaryota; Viridiplantae; Chlorophyta; Ulvophyceae; Bryopsidales; Ostreobiaceae. The record is from the annotation of a GenBank genome assembly.
AUGGAGAGCGUUCGCAUGCAGAGGCAAGAUGGCUCACAAGACAGCAGUGAUGUGAGUUCCAGCAACCCACCACUGACGAAUCAUGAGGACAUAUGGAAGACGAUGGAGAGCAUUGGGAAGAAAGAUGACAAAAACCCAUUCAAGCUGCCAGCAGAGACUGUAUCUGGUGAAGCCAGUGCAGAGAAGGCAGCUAAGCUCCAAAAGGAGUUCGAGAGUAAAAUCAAUGGCAUCAUGAAGGAAAAAGGAGAUAAGUUUGAUGAGAUGAUGGAGCAUGAUGCAAACAUGGCAUUGGGGGAGGAAGGGUACAAGGACAGAUACUACAAGAGCAAAUUCCCACACCACAAGAAUUUGCAGGAGGUGAAGGAUGGAAUGGUGACGGCAUAUGUGGAGGGCCUGUGCUGGGUGAUGGGCUAUUAUUAUGAUGGUGUGCCCUCCUGGCGAUGGUUCUACCCCUACCACUAUGCACCAUUCACAUCUGAUCUUUGUCAGAUGUCCCACAUCCAGCCAUGUUUCGAACUUGCCAAGCCCUUUGACCCCAUCCAGCAGCUCAUGUCUGUCUUACCGGCAGGAAGUCGCCACAGCUUGCCUGAGCCUUUGCAGCAUUUGUUCAUAUCAAAGGACUCCCCCAUCAAGGACUUCUAUCCUUCAGACUUUGAGCAAGACAUGAACGGCAAACGCUACCUGUGGCAGGCUGUGGCCCUACUUCCCUUCAUUGAUGAGGACAGGCUUGUGAAGGCAAUGGAGCCACACAUGUCGAAGCUCACGCCUGAGGAGAAGGAAAGAAACACAACCAAGCCCCACCAACUCUAUUUGCACAGUGCCCAUUCGUUGGCACCGGCAGUCAGGGAGAUGGCAUGCACUAUGAAGGGCGUCCCAGGCAAACAGCGAUUCCAGAGCAAAGUGGCCAUAAAUCCUGGAGAUGCCAAGGGUAUGAGUGGCUUCAUUGGUCUUCCUGCUGGGGACCACUGCCCUUCAGUCGUCCAGGCGCCUUUCAAACUUGGGAAGGACAUCAUGGCCAACCGGGUUUUGCGCAUUGUGUACUUCUACCCACCGCACAAAAUGCACCAAGCUCGCCUGUUGGAAGGGGCGUAUCUCCCGGAGUGCAGCGUUGACGUUGGUGACAUACCCCCGGAGAAUCCCCUGUGGCAUGAGAAGGAUAGAAUGCGAAGGCAGGGCCGGCCCCAUGACGCACCCUUUCUCGGGGACGCAGCCCGUCGGCAUAUCCAUCACAACUUGGACAGGGGGCCGUUCCGCCAGAGCGCCCCAAGCCCAACCAACAUCCCCAGUGGUGUCACAGAGGCGGCCUUGCGCGCUGCGAAUUCAAAGCCCUUGAAUCCGCAGGCGCCUCCCUUUCCGCCUGAGAAUGUGACGCAACUUGCCAUAAGAAUGAGCAGGCAGCAGCAGCUGCAGGGGUACGCAGAGCAGGUGUCGAAUGGACAGUCGCCGCCGCUCGCCCAGUUUCAGACUGGACUUUGGUUGGCAGGUGGUGCGAAUGUAGGUCACAGUGGCCAAAUUCCUGAAAUGAUGACUGGGGCCGGGCCAGCAGCGAACACUGGAAUUCCGCAGGGGACGUACUGGGACGGAAGUCAGCUGGUGAAUCGCCUGUAUGCAUUUGGCCAGCAGUCGUACGGCCAGCAGGCAGAGGGCCAGCAGCCGUUUGGCCUGCAGGGGUGCAGCGCGUCCUUCAUGGAUGAAGGAGCAGGCAUGAACGGGUAUGUGGACAACAAUGGGGCGGUCGCUGGAUACCAUCAAAGUAAAUCAGAAGGUGUCCAGAGGCUGGAGGGGGCCGCGCGCUACAAUUGGCAACAACAAGACUUGCUACGGAACUCCGAUGGUUUUGGCAGGAGUUCCUCGUCGCACAGGGGGCGGCGCGGACGGGGCAGACGUUGA